This is a messenger RNA of Fusarium oxysporum Fo47, 1941 nucleotides long. Its product is annotated as fido domain-containing protein. Bases 477 to 1667 code for a protein of 396 amino acids. The transcript has a single exon. Lineage: Eukaryota; Fungi; Ascomycota; Sordariomycetes; Hypocreales; Nectriaceae. The record is from RefSeq and is a predicted model, not a curated record.
UGUAGAGCCGCAUCGGUGAAUUACUUCCCUUCUUGCCAGUAAGUCUCGCCACUUUUGUCAAUAAUAUAAAACUUUAGCAGUAAGUCAUCUCUACUCUUACUCACGGAUUAUCCAUCUGUCACACUUUACUCUCAUAUAAACUUUUGACAGUGCAUCAUCUCUGCCCUUGCUAAUGGUUCAUCUAUUCAUUACAAUUUCUUACCUUAUCAUAUAAACUUUUAUUGUCAGUGAUUCAUCCUUCCCUAUCACACAAAACUUUGACAGUGAUUCAUCUACACUCAAAUACGGGUAUAAAGAGGAGGCUCUUUCCCCCUUUCCUUCCUUCAAACAACAUCAGACCUCACAUAACCUCGCGGGUCUGUAGAUCAUCCACUCAACCCUUUCUAUCUUAUCGAGGGUUAUCCUAUAAGACAGCAACAUUGCUCACUUGCACUCCGAAGUUUUCACAACCCAGCACCGUACACAGAAACGCGACCAUGGCACCUAAACUCGAGCGACGCACCCUUGCUGAAGCCUUCGAAGGCCUCGAGAUUCCAUCUUCCCGAGCUCAGCACCAGACUGACUCUAACCUCGGGCACUCUAUUCGUCUUAUGCUCUUAUCGAGUCUCCGUGGCAACGGUUCGAUCCGUAUUCGUUCAGCACCGAGCAAGGAAUCGACAUUGCUACUUACGCAAGACGACGGUCAUUACGAGGACGAUGCUGAAGAUGAGAGUCAUCCCGAUGAAGACAACAUCGAAUUGAAGAACUACCUCGACGACAUCGCAGAUGCUCUUAAGAAGCAGAAGUCAAAGAAUGACUCCAAGAUUGCUGCAACCUUCAACGAGAGACUGUCGCAGAUGGUCUACGGCUCAAACAUGAUAGAGAUGGUCGGCAGUGGUCUGGAUAUCACAGUCAAGCUUUGUCAACGCAUUUUCGAAGGACAAGAUGUGGACGAUGCAGAGAUCAACGAUCGCGACCCAAUCUACCAAGCUCUCCGAAUGGACCUUGUGAGCAAGAACAAGUCUAGUGGACACGAAGACGUGCUCCGAAGCCGACGCGAGAUCAUCCAGCAUGCAAAGGCUGCGUACUACAUGAUGAACGAAGUCGCCAUCAAGGGAAAGGAUCUAUCUGAAGAGAUCAUUCUGGAAACCCACCGCCUCUUGACGUAUAAAAUCGACAGUCCGGAUAAGAUUCCCUGGAGCGAGUAUGGUGGCAGCUACCGAACUUGUCCCGUUCAGCGAGGCUUUCACUCUUUCCCACACCAAGCUGGGGUCCCGAAGGCGGUACGCGACCUGACUGACUCCCUCAAGGCCGAUAUCGCAACAGCAGAGGCGAGCGGAGAGAUUGACCCUGUGGCUCUAGCAGCCAAAUACUGCCACAAGUUCGUCAACAUUCACCCCUUCCUUGAUGGAAACAGCAGGACAAGCCGUCUUGUCUUGAAUACCAUUCUCCUCAAGUAUGGAGAUUGCUUUGUCUGUCUUGGGAUGGAUUCAAAGGACCGGGGCGAGUACAUGAGGAUCUCAGCGGAAGGAUUCUCCACUGAGGCCAUGGAUAUGCAGCGGGAGGACAUGGAUGAUCUACCAGAGGACUUCAAGCCAAAACAUCACAAGAAACUCGCCACAUUCACUCUGAAGCAUGCUCGGGACACAAUGACCAAGGUCCUUCGAACAUUGAAACGAAAGGAUUAGAGUCACUCCAGUUGAGAGCAGAAACGGGAGAGACGGUAGAUGGUACAUGCUCGGUGGACGAUGCACGAUGCGCAAGGUCCUUUGUACAUCGAAGCGGAAGGAAUAGGUAGCUCAGAGUCACUCCAGUCGAGAUAAAAGACAAAGGAUGCUAGCACGGUGCACGAGGUCAUCCGUAUAUUGAAGCGGGAGGAAUGACUAGCAUGGAGUCGCCCUUCAGGGAGAUAGCCACUUAUUAGGGAGACCUAGCUAAAUCGUAUCUCUUUGACCGGCAUAA